AUGUGCCAAAACUGUGUAUGUCCACACCAUCGAAACAGAAUAAAGCAAUUCUGAAAACAAACAAACAAACAAACAAACCUUAGCUUAUUUUCACCUCUUCGUUCGUUAAAAGGAAGCCAAUACCUUGAAAAUGAAGAGAUAAAUAUUUCAGCCUCCCACACUUUCCUCUGUUCACGAAGUCCAUCUUUUUUGAGCCACCUUUGCCCUUUUGACCCUAACCUGCCCCUGCUGAAAAGGGUCACCUUGAAUCUCUCCCAUCCCAUUGCCAAAAAGACAUUUUCAAAUGCCCAAAAACAGCAAAUCCGCCAAGAGAGAAAUUGACGAUGACGAUGUUACAGAAUCUGUCAAAGAUUUACUCUCCAAUGAAGAUACCUGUGAGGACUCUUUCAAGAAGAGCUCUCUGAUGGUGGGAGAUGUUCCUCAGAAUAAGGAGCGGGAUGCUGAGGAGGGCUCAGAGGAGGAGGAAGAGGAGGAGGAGAGGCCCGCCUGGGGAAGCAAGCUCCAGUACAUCCUAGCCCAAGUGGGUUUCUCAGUGGGCUUGGGCAACGUCUGGAGGUUCCCUUAUUUGUGCCAGAAAAACGGUGGCGGAGCAUACCUGGUUCCCUACCUCAUUCUGCUGGUGGUGAUAGGGAUUCCCCUCUUUUUCCUGGAACUAGCCGUGGGCCAGCGCAUCCGUCGGGGCAGCAUUGGGGUGUGGAACUACAUCAGCCCACGCCUGGGUGGUAUUGGCUUUGCCAGCUGUUUGGUGUGCUUUUUUGUGGCCCUCUACUAUAACGUCAUCAUUGGCUGGAGUCUCUUCUACUUCUCACAGUCCUUUCAGCAGCCUCUUCCUUGGCACGAGUGUCCCUUGGUCAAAAACAAAACUACAACAUAUGUUGAGCCAGAGUGUGAGAAAAGUUCUGCCACUACGUUCUACUGGUAUCGUGUGGCCCUGGACAUCUCCGACUCCAUCGCUGAAAGCGGAGGACUCAACUGGAAGAUGACUUUGUGUCUGCUGAUUGCUUGGGCCAUGGUGUGCCUUGCUAUGAUUAAGGGCAUCCAGUCUUCUGGAAAGGUGAUGUACUUCAGCUCUCUCUUCCCCUAUGUUGUGCUUAUUUGCUUCCUGGUUCGUGCUCUCCUUCUCAAGGGUUCUGUGGAUGGCAUUGUCCACAUGUUCACCCCAAAGCUGGAAAUCAUGCUGGAGCCCAAAGUGUGGCGUGAAGCUGCCACACAGGUCUUUUUUGCCCUGGGUCUUGGUUUUGGUGGUGUGAUCGCCUUCUCCAGCUACAACAAGCGAGACAACAACUGCCACUUUGAUGCCGUGCUGGUCUCCUUCAUUAAUUUCUUUACCUCAGUGCUGGCCACUCUGGUCGUGUUUGCUGUACUAGGCUUUAAAGCCAACAUCAUGAUCGACAAGUGUGUGGAAAUGAACACAAAGAAGAUUAUUGAUUUCCUUGGCAAAGAGAUCAAUCCCAGUUUGAUCCCACACCACAUUAAUUUCAGUCAUGUUAGUCCUGAGGACUACCAGCAAAUGACCAACAUUAUCCGGGGUGUGGUGGAGGAUGAUUACCCACGCCUAGGCUUAGACAACUGCGACAUCAAAGAGGAGCUGAACAAGGCAGUGCAGGGCACAGGUUUGGCCUUCAUCGCCUUCACUGAAGCUAUGACCCAUUUCCCUGCCUCACCUUUUUGGUCCGUCAUGUUCUUCCUCAUGUUGGUCAACCUGGGGCUAGGCAGCAUGUUCGGUACUAUCCAAGGCAUCCUUACGCCUAUCGUCGACACCUUCAAAGUGCGCAAGGAAUACCUCACAGUUGGAUGCUGUGUACUUGCCUUCAGUAUUGGUUUACUGUUUGUCCAGCGAUCUGGGAACUACUUUGUGGCCAUGUUUGACGACUAUUCUGCCACUCUGCCUCUCCUCAUCGUGGUUCUUCUGGAAAAUAUUGCUGUGGCCUGGGUCUAUGGCACUGAGAAGUUCUUUGAGGAUUUAAAGGACAUGCUGGGUUUCACUCCAUACCGCUUCUAUUACUACAUGUGGAAGUUUGUGACACCAGUGCUGCUUCUGGGCCUUCUGGUCGCAAGUAUCAUUCAGCUGGGACUGUCGCCACCUAGCUACAGUGCUUGGAACCAGCAACUGGCUCAAGAACAAUCUCUCAACUACCCGCCCUGGGGCCUAGCAGUCUGCAUCUCGCUGGUAGCCAUAGCCAUUCUCCCUGUGCCUGUGGUCUUCAUUCUGCGCUGUCUGAACAUAAUCGACAAGAAUGCAGGCAGUCUGUCCACAAUCUCCUAUAAGAAGGGUCACAUUAUCAAAGAGACCACUUGUAGGACCAGAGAAGAGGAUGAAAAUGAUGAUGCCAGUCUUCUCCAGGCAAAGACACCAAUUGAAGCUCCUUCGCCCAUGCCGGCUAACUACCGCAAGCAGAACGGCCCUCCAUUGGGCAAAGACAUCACGCUCAAUGGUAGCUGUGGCACUGGAUAUGUAAUGCCGAAUAUUGCAGACAUUCCAGAUAUGCCUGAAUCUGAUUUGUGAGGACCUAUCCACUUUCAUGUGUACUGUGAGGACCAGUUUCAUUUCAUGUGUACUGUAAGGAACAAAAUCCCUAUGUUAUAUUUCAUCAUUUCUUCCCCUCUGCUAUUAGCCAUACUGGGCAAAUUCCUUUGAAGGGCACUGCGGAAAGGAGGCACUACUCGUUGGGUCACUCCACAUAAAAGUGAGCAGCUGUGUGAAGGGCCCUUCCAAAAGACCGUUAGCGAAGUGUACAUGCAAUGGUCACUUCAAGGUGAUUCUGGGUGACGAGUCCUUGCCAUUCAUUUAAAAAGUUUAGGGUUGGGGUUAAGGCUAGUAAAAAUAGGUCAUUUUAUGUAAGAUGUUACUUGGGAUUUUGUGGGAGUUUUCAAACCUGGCUCGUCUGGAGCAUUUGUAUCGGAACAUGGUGCAUUUUCUCCGUUAGUUUGGUUUAUUUAGGCAUGUAUGAACACUGCAAUCGCACUCGGAUCCACAAACCCGGACCGAUUGCAAAUUAACCCUGAAGCGGUUUGCUUGUGGUAAGAACGCAAUCCGAACCCAACAAACCAACAAAUCAAACAAUAUCCCUAUAUAAACUAUGAACAUACCUGAUGGAUCUUAGGAGACGACAUCUUUAGAUCAGCAUGUCACUGUAAUUCAUCAUCAAAACGUGGAUUUAGCCUUUUGGCGAUUAUAUUAGAUAUAAUUGCAAGUUUAAAAUAUGAGAUGCUUUAUAAUUAAGGUAAUAUGGUAAUUUUAGUACGAUCGGUUCUCUCUUCUGGAUAGUGGGCAGCAGAACACAAGUAGGACGGCGUUAGCAACUUUUUGACAGAUAAAAAAAAAUUUUUACGUGGCUUUCUGCUGUGUGUGUGUGUGUAAAUGUUUAUACUACACUGUGGGGACCAAAUGUCUCCAAAGGAUAGUAAAACCUGAGAUCACCUACCUUGUGGGGCCCAGCCAGCGGUCCCCACAAGGGAAAUUACUUAUUAAACAUACUAAACGAUGUUUUAUUGAAAAUGUAAAAAAUAGAAAAAGGUUUUUGUGAGGGUUAGGUUUAGGGGUAGGGGAUAGAAAUGAUCGUUAGAUCUGUAAAAAAUCCAUAAAAUGCAUGGAAGUCUAUGGAGAGUUCCCACAAUGAUAUAAAAACAAGUUUGUGUGUGUGUGUGUGUAAGGGAGACAGGGAGAGCUCUGUUACUGCGAGAAAAGGCACUUUAAUGCAAAUAAUGCAAAAGCAACUAAUGAAGGAUAAAAAUAAACAUUACAUAAAUUUUACAACUCAUAUCCAUCCGAGUGAAGGAAAAUGUUUAUUUGCCGUUCAACCUCUGGCUGGAACGCGCAUUCUGUACCGUGCGGUGACAUUUUGCAUAACUGUGACAUUAACAAUACUUUAAAAAUUUGUAAUGGUUGACACAUUUUUACAGGUAUAUAAUUUUAACCCAAGAACAGCACAGAAACAUUGUGACCAGUGAGGGGAUAGCAUGUUCACUGACUGUUAUUAACACACUUUUGAUCCGUUUUGAAAUAUUGCCUUGUGAAAGCGAACCAAACCAAGGAGAAAAUGCAACAUUGCUUCAAUUUUAGCUUCUGUUUUAGAACAAAUCAAACAUGCUACAGGUCUGAAAAUGCCCUGAAACCCUCAGUCGCCCUUCCAGAAGACAAUUAGUGAAGUGUACAUACAGUACAAUGGUCACUUCAGGGUGUACCUCACGUAGUAAUCACAAGUAAUUUUUAAAAGGUUAGGGUAAGGAUUAGGGUUGGGGUAAGCUUUAUUAAAAAUAGGUCAUUUAUUUAAGAUAUUACCUGGGAUAUUAAAACCCUCAUUUGGUCUCAUGUACCCAGGGACCAUCAAUGGAAAAUAUUCCUUACAUAUUUAUAUAUUUUCAUGUUUUCUUAUUUUCUUAAAUGUUUAAUGCUAUGCUAUCAGGGUAACAUUUAAAUUCAAAAUAAAGUGAAAUGAGCAGGGCAUAGUGAUGCUCAAUUUAAAAUGGAAUUUGCCCAUCUGCUGCAUCCAGCAGUGUCCCACCAAUCAACAUGUCAUUCAUCUCUUUUACCAGUCGUAAUCAGUCUCCCUCUCUCAUCUGUCCAAUAACCUCACUCCCGCCCAUAUUUAACCUUCAGUUUGAACAGCCAUCUUCACAAUUCUCUUUCUCCUACACUGGUCCAGAUAAAGGUCUAAAUAUUUCAAAUUGUAUUAUAUGUCUGUAGCAAGCAUUGAUUCACCCCUGAUCCCCAUACCACCCCGAACCCAUUGCCCCAACUGUUGCACGCACUUACGCGCCUCUGUUCAUCUGUAGGGGCCUGUAGACCCCUGAUUUAUGCUCUACUGUAGAAUGGCUUGGCCUAUUUGUACAAAAAGAUUAUGUUGCAAGUCAGGGCAUUUACUGUCCACCCAAAACGAGAUUAGAAGUAGUUUAGCAGCUUUGGAAAUGUCUAGAAUGUAUGCGUAAAAUGUGAAAAACAUGCAGUACUUUUUUUUUUAUGUAAUCAUUGUGCAUCAGUGUUUGGACUGCAUUUAAAACAACCCUAACUCCUCAUUCUACAACUGUGUGCCUAACUAAUUCUAAAAUGUUAAUAGAAUACAAGGUGAAUGUUGUGCAUUUAAGGUAUUCUGUAAAUAUAUGAAUAAAUUAUCAGAAUAUAGUUUGGAUAACAGAUCAUGUUGAUUUUGGUAAGAAGUGCUUAAUCCAGAACGCUGACUUGUUUUGUUUGUAUGUUUGCUGAUGUGCUAUCAAUGUAAAGUGCUGUACUGUAUACUCUGCCCACUUCCUGUAAAUAUUUUUUCAUAAAUUUGCUCAACGCGGUGUUUACUUUCUCAGUAUUGAGAUUAAAAGAAAGGA
Myxocyprinus asiaticus (Chinese sucker) is the source of this 5319-nucleotide messenger RNA. RefSeq names its product solute carrier family 6 member 15 (gene slc6a15). NCBI's taxonomy places the organism in Eukaryota, Metazoa, Chordata, Actinopteri, Cypriniformes, Catostomidae. Gene Ontology annotation, biological process: sodium ion transmembrane transport; L-leucine transport. The coding region runs from base 284 to 2506 and encodes 740 amino acids. The record is from RefSeq and is a predicted model, not a curated record. Gene Ontology annotation, molecular function: proline:sodium symporter activity. Gene Ontology annotation, cellular component: membrane. The transcript is spliced from 12 exons.